AUCAUCCGAGACAUCCAGCUGAUGGGGAUGGUGGCUCUGUUGAUCCUGGUGGACUUUCUGGUUCUCACUGCCUGGAACCUGGCAGACCCUGUUAGGUGUUCCCGAUCUGUCAGCGCUGUUGUAAAGGUGGUGGAGAGAGACAUUUCCUACUCUUUAUCUCAGCUGGACACCUGUUCUUCUUCAUACUCGGAUCUGUGGACCGUCCUCAUUGCUGUUCAGAAGGGUUGUCUUCUCCUCUACGGGACGUUUCUAGCCGGGCUGACCAGCACAGUCAGCCAUCCUCCGGUCAACCAAUCCCCGACCAUCAUAACAGCGGCCACUCUGGUCACCCUCUCGUCGGCUGUGGCCGUUCCUGUCUCCAUCUUCCUGCAGGCUUAUCCUAACCUGGUCUACAGCACUGUGGCUGGAGCCAUUUUCAUCUGCACGCUGGCCACCAACUGCAUGCUGUUUGUCCCUCAGCUGACACAGUGGAGACAGUUUGAGGAGGAUCAGAACAACCCGAGUCAGAUGGCAAAGUAUUUCAGCAGCCCCAGUAAGAGCCAGCCGUCGGUGUACAGCCAAGACGAGAUCUACUACCUGCUGGGGGAGAACACCUCCAUGAAAAAACUACUCAGUGAGAAGAACGCUGUGAUCGACAGUCUGCAGGAACAGGUGAACAACGCCAAGGGUAAACUCCUGCGACUCAUGUCGGCCAGUCAGCCACCCGACGACCAGGACCUGGACUCCUCUGACACCAACCUCAACUCUUCCUCCACUCAGACCACAGAGCUUCAGUCUGACCGGAUCUCUUCCUCAUCUCUACCUCAGAGGGACACCAGAUCCCCACUUCCUCCUCCUCCUCCUCUCACUGCAGCUGUUCCAUUAUCUGACAGAACAACCCCCUCUGCUGCAAAAUCUCCAGACCUCAUCCCUGCCUCCUUUCCUCUCUCUGAGGGUGAAAAUAAGAGAAGUGUCACUACAAGCGGUGCUCCAGGUGGAGGCCCAGCUGAGUCCAGAACACGGGACCCUAAAGAGCCCGCGUCCCUAAAGUCCAGCGGGUUACUCAGAACAGCAGAGGAAACAGUUCAGUUUGUCAUCCUACAAUCCCACAGAGGAUUAAACCCCGCUCAGGUUGAAACUCUCAACAAUAAAAGUGGCCUGACGCUCAAUCUGGGACGACACACCAGACCGGCUGGUUUUGUGAGCAGCGAGCAGUUGCAGGAGAUCCUCCAGGAGCUGAACGUGGACGCCAUUAUAGAAACUGCGCUUCGAUCCCCCGGUCAAAUGUCUUCUCAGCUGAAAUAUUCCGACGCUUCUGCUGCGCUCUCCCCGCUUUCCCUGCGGACUCCACGCUCCCCUCAUCCGCCGCCUCUUCUCUUCCGCUUCCCCAGCGUCUCUCCGUACGCCAUGAGGAAGCGCCGGCCGCCCUUCCGCUCCUCCAGGAGAGGUUUGGCCCCUCGCUGCUUCUACACAGGCUCAGAGGCUGCUGCUGCCGGUGGGAAGAGAAAGGUCAACCCUGGACUUCAAGAUGAUGCAGCCACGGUGGGGGGUAGCCUCAUUCAGGUGGAAGACUCUGACCUGGAGGAAGAGGAAGAGGGGGAGGAAGGAGACGCAGAAGGGAAUGAAGCGAUUAGGAAAUGUCGGAAGUGUGAUUCAAGGUCUCACAGGUUUCACACAGCGUCAUCGUGUGUGGAAGCAGCCGGUGAAAACGGUCAGAACAGGCGCAUCAGAGACUCCUGCGGGUACUGGGACUCCGACUCCAGCAGCUCCACGGACUACUGUUACUACCACCGUCCGUACUGUGACUCGUGCCUGCAGCGAGGCUCGCUCCUGUCCUCUGACUCCUCCUCAGACUCCUCCGACAGCGAGUACGACGGCUACACCGGCCUGUACCGCUCCCCGCACCCCGUGGUGUUCAAAGAAGACCUCAAACCCACCUUUGUAUAAGCACAGGGGACACUGCACUUUACACUUCUCCGAGCUUAGUGCAUCAUUUUACUGAAAAAGAAUUGUGUGUUUUGCGAGCUCUAUGAAAGGAACACAAAUAUUCUUGAAUCUUGCAUCCUAGAACAUAAUUAUUAUUUAAAGGCUUUCUAUGUGAUUUUUCACACUUAAAUGUAGAAAUCAAGUAUCUCCUCUGAAAA
Messenger RNA from Labrus bergylta (ballan wrasse), 2123 nucleotides. The record is from RefSeq and is a predicted model, not a curated record. Lineage: Eukaryota; Metazoa; Chordata; Actinopteri; Labriformes; Labridae.